AUGAUUGAAGAUGAAAAUAAAACAAUUUGGUGUGGAAAUUUAGCAGAACAAGUGACUGAAGAGUUACUUUACGAACUCUUCUUACAGGCGGGUCCGCUACAAAGAGUUAAAAUACCACGAGAUAGAGAUGGUCGUCAAAAGAACUUUGCAUUUAUAACGUAUUGCCAUGAAGUUUCUGUACCUUAUGCUCUCAGAUUGUUUCAAGGAACGGCGCUUUUUCAUCGAAAGCUGUCUUUACAAGAGAGAGGUAGAACUAGUCUUCCUCCACCAAUUCCAAUACGAUGCUAUGGGCCUGACAUGUCUUUCGACCUGAGAGAUCAAGGAAAUAUAUCUAAACAGUUUAUUGAUAUGACUGACAAACUCCAAGUGGAAACUCCUGUACCAGCUCAUAUACCAACUCAAAGGCAAGAGAUAAAUGACAAAUUAGUAAUGGCUAGUUUACAAGGUAAUUGGUCUCAUAGGCAUCAUCCAUACAAAUCAAAAGAAAAAUCAAAUAAUCGAGAUAAUUAUAGGCAAAGAAGUCAAGACAAUUACAAAAAUCAGAGUAACUGGAAAAAUAAAAGAAAUUUUAGGACUCGAAGAAGAGAU
Molecule: messenger RNA, 588 nt
Organism: Brenthis ino (lesser marbled fritillary)
Lineage: Eukaryota; Metazoa; Arthropoda; Insecta; Lepidoptera; Nymphalidae
Source: the annotation of a GenBank genome assembly